CAUAAACACAGUCCAGUUACUUGCAGCUAAAAUCGACAUCCAGCUUGAAGCUUCUUCAGCUUUUCUCAACUCAGUCUGCAGCUGGAAGGUUCUCCAGACGUUCUUAGAGGAUCUACCACCACUGCAGUCAUGGCUUCCUCCAGCAGUCUCCUGUCUGAAGAUCAGCUCCAGUGCUCUAUCUGUCUGGAUGUGUUCACUGAUCCAGUCACGACUCCAUGUGGACACAACUUCUGCAUGGUCUGUCUCGAAGAGUGCUGGGACAGCAGUUCACGCUGCCAGUGUCCAGUCUGUCAGACAGAUUUCUCCAAAAGGCCUGAUCUGUGUGUGAACACGUUCAUCUCUGGACUGGCUGCUCAGUUCAAGAAGUCAGAUCAGGUGAAAUCCAGCAGAGCUCCAGAGAAACGACCCUCCAGCUCUCAGCUGCUCUGUGACAUCUGCAGUGAAAAGAAGAGUCCAGCUCUGAAGUCCUGUCUGAUCUGUAUGACCUCUUACUGCGAGACUCACCUGGAGCCUCAUCAGAGAGUAACUUCAUUAAAGAAGCACAAACUGAUGGACGCUGUGGAGAACCUGGAGGACUACAUCUGCCAGAAACAUGAGAGACCCCUGGAGCUGUUCUGUAGAGACGACCAGACGAGUGUGUGUCAGUUCUGCACUGAGACAGACCACAAGACUCACAGCACUGUUCCUAUAGAGGAGGAGAGUGGAGAGAGGAAGACUCAGCUGGUGAAGACACAGGUAGAAGUUCAGCAGAUGAUCCAGGACCGACUGAAGAAGAUUGAGGAAAUCAAACACUCUGUAAAACUCAAUAAAAAAAUCACAGAGGAGGAGAAAGCAGACAGUGAGGAGGUCUUCAGAGCUCUGCUGCGCUGCAUUGAGAGAAGCCAGGCGGAGCUGCUUGAGGUGAUGGAGGAGAAGCAGAAAGCAGCAGAGAGGCAGGCUGAAGAGUUCAUUAAAGAGCUGGAGCAGGAAAUCACUGAGCUAAAGAGGAGAGACACUGAGCUGGAGCAGCUCUCCCACACUGAGGACCACCUCCACCUCCUACAGGUUUACCCGUCCCUCUGCAGCCGUCCACACACCAAGAACUGGACUGACGUCAGGAUUAACACUCAUCUGAGGGUGGAGACUCUGAGGAGAGCUCUGUCUUGGCUUCGGGAAUCAGUCAGUAAUGAGAUGGAGAAGUUUGUGGCGAUUGAACUAAAAGCAGUUCAACAAUAUGCAGUUGAUGUGACUCUGGAUCCUGAUACAGCAAAUCCUAAUCUUAUUCUGUCUGAUGAUGGGAAACAAGUGACAGAUGGAGACACAGAGCAGAAUCUCCCUGAAAACUCAGAGAGGUUUGAUGAGUGUCCUUGUGUUCUGGGAAAGGAGGGGUUCUCCUCAGGGAGAUUUUACUAUGAGGUUCAGGUCAGCGGGAAGACUGAGUGGGAAUUAGGAGUGACCACAGAGUCCAGUAACAGGAAGGGGGGGAUUACACUGAGUCCUGAGGAUGGAUACUGGACUGUGUGGCUAAGGACUGAGACUGAAUAUGAGGCUCUGGACUCUCCCUCUGUCCCCCUCUCGUUGAAACAGGCUCCCCAGAAGGUGGGGGUGUUUGUGGAUUAUGAGGAGGGUCUGGUCUCCUUCUAUGAUGUUGAGGCCAGGUCUCAUAUCUACUCUUUCACUGGUCAGUCUUUCACUGAGAAACUCUAUCCAUAUUUCAGCCCCUUUGACGAUGAUGGAGGUAAAAACUCAGCACCGCUGAUCAUCACACCUGUUGAUCAUGAUAAAUGAGGCUCUUCUCUACAGUAAAACACUUCACUGAGUCAGAGGAAACUUUGUACUCUGACAUUUCAGAGCAUGAAUAAAAGCAUAUUUUCUUUCAAAUUUCAAAUCUUAACACAGUUUAUGGUAUUAAUGAAUGAAUGAACAAAUAAGAAUAUAAUAAAUAAAUGAAUCAGUAGCUUUAAACGGUUACUUUGUGUUAAAGGUGCUUCAAAUUAUUCUUUUAUUAUAUAAUUUAAAAAGAUGAUUUAACCGAGCCGCCAGUCUCGUAUGUGUCGUCUCAAAGCCUUCCUGGUUACACUGUAAACUCUGUGGCUCUGCAUCCCUUUAAUGUGCACACAGUGAAACACUUCUACUGAAAAUACUGGGGGGUUAAUUCUGCUAUUCAGAUCACACUGAACAACUUUUUAUAGCUUUGUUUUCCAGAUUUGCCCUCAGAUCAGAAAUUAUGAACGUCUACCGGCUGGUUGAGCUUCUCACUUAAGGACUAGUUUUACAAAUAAUUAAAUUUACAUGAUUUUCCUCUUAACACAAAUAUAGUCAAUCAGCCAAGUUUGUUGACGUGUUUGGUGUCCAGGUUUUGCUUCUUUAGUUUAGGACUGUUAGAUCCCAGUUAUUUUUAGAAUGAGUUUAUAUUUACAACAAACAAUAAAGUUAAGAAGGUAAAGCAU
Molecule: messenger RNA, 2429 nt
Organism: Colossoma macropomum (tambaqui)
Lineage: Eukaryota; Metazoa; Chordata; Actinopteri; Characiformes; Serrasalmidae
Product: E3 ubiquitin-protein ligase TRIM39-like
Exons: 7
Coding region: 130-1767 (545 amino acids)
Molecular function (GO): protein binding; zinc ion binding
Source: RefSeq, a predicted model, not a curated record